UUUCUUAUUAUUAUUAUUAUUAUUAUGAUGUAUUUAUUUGGUCCGGUGCUUUGCUCGGAGGAUGAGACUCGUCUGGUCAAAGAUCUUUUCGUCGGCUACAACAAGGUGGUGCGUCCGGUGGAGCACUUCAGUGAAGCUGUGGAAGUCACCGUGGGCCUGCAGCUCAUCCAGCUCAUCAGCGUGGAUGAAGUGAACCAGAUUGUGACCAGUAACGUCCGUCUGAAACAGCGAUGGUUAGAUGUGAAUCUGAAGUGGAAUCCGGCUGAUUACGGAGGCAUCAGGAAGAUCAGAGUCCCUUCAGCAGACAUAUGGAAACCUGACCUGGUGCUAUACAACAAUGCUGAUGGAGACUUUGCCAUCAUCCAAUUCACUAAAGUCCUGCUGGAGCACACGGGGAUCAUCAUCUGGAACCCUCCGGCCAUCUUUAAGAGUUACUGCGAGAUCAUCGUGCUGCACUUCCCCUUCGACCUGCAGAACUGCAGCAUGAAGCUGGGGACCUGGACCUACGACGGGCUGCUGGUGGUCAUCAACCAGGACAGCGACCGUCCGGACCUCAGUAACUUCAUGGAGUCAGGGGAGUGGGUGUUGAAGGACUACAGGAGCUGGAAGCACUGGGUUUACUACACCUGCUGCCCCGACACGCCCUACCUGGACAUCACGUAUCACUUCCUGAUGCUGCGGCUGCCGCUCUACUUCAUCGUCAACGUCAUCAUCCCCUGCAUGCUGUUCUCCUUCCUCACCGGACUCGUCUUCUACCUGCCCACUGACUCCGGUGAGAAGAUGACGCUCUCCAUCUCCGUCCUGCUGUCCCUCACUGUGUUCCUGCUGGUGAUCGUUGAGCUCAUCCCCUCCACCUCCAGCGCUGUUCCUCUCAUCGGGAAGUACAUGUUGUUCACCAUGGUCUUCGUCAUCGCCUCCAUCAUCAUCACCGUCAUCGUCAUCAACACACACCACCGCUCGCCCAGCACCCACACCAUGCCCAACUGGAUACGCAAGGUGUUCAUAGAAACCAUUCCCAACAUGAUGUUCUUCUCCACGAUGAAGCGUCCCGGGCAGGAGAUCCGGCAGCAGAGAUCGUUCCCAACGGACAUGGACAUCUCCGACAUCUCAGGAAACCUCGGUCCCACCAGCGUCCCGUACCAGUCUCCCAUCACUAAAAACCCCGACGUCCGCAGCGCCAUCGAAGGAGUGAAGUACAUCGCAGAGACCAUGAAAGCAGACGAGGAGUCUAACAACGCUGCAGAGGAGUGGAAGUUUGUUGCCAUGGUGCUGGACCACAUCCUGCUGUGUGUGUUCAUGGCUGUGUGUAUCAUCGGGACGCUCGCAGUGUUUGCCGGCAGACUCAUCGAGCUCAACACGCUGUAG
Molecule: messenger RNA, 1365 nt
Organism: Trematomus bernacchii (emerald rockcod)
Lineage: Eukaryota; Metazoa; Chordata; Actinopteri; Perciformes; Nototheniidae
Gene: chrna1
Product: cholinergic receptor, nicotinic, alpha 1 (muscle)
Exons: 10
Biological process (GO): signal transduction; nervous system process; monoatomic ion transmembrane transport
Cellular component (GO): neuron projection; synapse; postsynaptic membrane
Molecular function (GO): transmembrane signaling receptor activity; acetylcholine-gated monoatomic cation-selective channel activity
Source: RefSeq, a predicted model, not a curated record